AUGGGGGGCUUCGGCAACAGCGGAUAUCGCGCCGGACGCAGCUCGACACCUACGCUCUCUGCCGAUCCGUUCAAGACGAGGUUCUCUACUCCUUCUUCGCCCUUCUAUCCUCGUCAUAAGGACCAUAAGAAUCGCACGUUUAGGGUGCCGAUCAAAGUCUUCAAUCACGUCUCCCUGAACCAAACAAGACCGGUUUACGACUUAUUCAAGCCGAUCAUUUCAACACGAGACAUAGCCACGACCCGCCGGAUCCUAACCAACCAAGACCAACCAUCGUUAUUAGUCUCACCAAAGCCCAAGAAACCGGCAGCUAAUAACCAUCCUUCGGUGCCUCCGGGAGAUGGGAAUCUGAGUGGCUUGGCCGGUCUCGAAAGUUACGGCUUGGAGCUCUUGAAAACCGUCGGAAAGGGUCACUUGAACCAGCUCUCACCCUCUCUGGUUACCAGAGAUGAGCAGGCCAUCGAUGCGUUGGAGGACGGUUGUUUGACUGCAGUGGCGAUCGUUAGUAGAUCCGCGCCCAAGGUGUCGUUUGAUAUCAUUAAAGAUGGUCGAUUGGUGGCUCAACUGACGGUGGUCAAGGCGGUCUACAGAUUAGGAGAAACGAUCGAAGGCUCGAUCUCGAUGAAUGGGAGUAUGAAUGAGCGAGAGGGGGGGCGAGUGGUGCGCUAUGGCGUCAGUCUAGAGUCCAUCGAAACCCUCAAACCCCAUCCUUCCUCUCCUUCUACCCCACACGAUCAUCAUCAGAAUGAUCGUGGUGAUGAGGGUGGGGGGAAUGGAGCAACGGGAGGAAGAUCGAGUCGCAAGGUGUACUCAGAGAUGGAGGAAUUGGUCGUCGAUUCGGCGAGGCUCCUUGAUCUCGUUCACUUGGGCCAUCAAACUGCGUCUCUUGUUCAUCUCUUUACCUCCUCCUUCUAA
This is a messenger RNA of Puccinia graminis f. sp. tritici CRL 75-36-700-3, 915 nucleotides long. RefSeq lists its product as uncharacterized. The record is from RefSeq and is a predicted model, not a curated record. Gene Ontology annotation, biological process: retrograde transport, endosome to Golgi. Lineage: Eukaryota; Fungi; Basidiomycota; Pucciniomycetes; Pucciniales; Pucciniaceae. The coding region runs from base 1 to 915 and encodes 304 amino acids. Gene Ontology annotation, cellular component: Golgi membrane; Ric1-Rgp1 guanyl-nucleotide exchange factor complex. The transcript has 4 exons.